AUGUUCAAUUACGCCGGAGUUGGAUCAUCUUAUAGACCAGAAAAAGUUGUCGGAGGAUUCGAUACCCUCGACUUCAAUUCUCACAGAAUCCUUUAUGCAGGCCCUGAUCCAGCAGAUAAAGAUAAGGUUUUGAUUAGAAAAAUUGUCCAAGUAAGCGACUCUACUUAUUGCUAUGAAGAGUCAAGAAUUAGUGCUUCAGAAAAUACACACGAACCAACUGUUCAUACCUAACUCAUUAGACUUAAGGGCUUCAACUUGAAGGAGCAUGUUGAUGACUAUGAAUUAAACCUUAGAGGAAAAUACAAGCCAAUCCCAAAUUUGCUAGGAUUCUCACUUUACUACAGAGAUCCAAAGGAAGCAGUACCACAUGUCUCAGUUAUCGAGAACACAUUAAACAAAAUAAAGGCUGAUUCAUGGAUUGAAUUCUUCUAGGACCUGAGAGAUAAAAGAGAUAUGUCUCAAUAUCUCAAGGGUAGAUGGUUUGGAUUCUGA
Messenger RNA from Stylonychia lemnae, 492 nucleotides. NCBI's taxonomy places the organism in Eukaryota, Ciliophora, Spirotrichea, Sporadotrichida, Oxytrichidae. The record is from the annotation of a GenBank genome assembly.